UUUCUCUUCUCUCUGAUGCAGAUUGCUGAGCUGGUGGCCACUGAGUUCUUUGAACAGGGCGAUAAGGAGAGGCGAGAGCUGAACAUUGAGCCUAUUGACCUGAUGAAUCGUGAGAAAAGAGAUAAGAUUCCCAGCAUGCAGGUGUCCUUCAUUGAUGCCAUCUGCAUCCAGUUAUACGAGACCUUGGCGGGCAUGUCAGAGUACUGCUCCCCAUUGUUGGAGGGAUGUCAGAAAAACCGGCAGCAUUGGAAGCGUUUGGCCGAGGAGUGCGAGAAGGGACUGGGCAACGGCUUGGUGUGAUCCCAAAGCCAAAACCAACACAAAUUCCCAGGGUUCUCCCUGUCCAACCUGGUCUCACAAAGUUUCAUGAAAUUAGCAUGAUAUGCAGUACACGGAAGAGAGAACAAAUUAGAUGUUUUGUGCAAAGAAAGUUAACAAAAGUUGAACUUCUGUGGCGAAAAAACCCACUAGAUUUGGUUUGGUAGAGAAAGGGCACAACUUGCCUUUAACAAUCUUAGAGCAGGUUCAGGUCCCAACUUAUUUUCAUAGAUUUGUCCAUCCUUCCAAUUUGUGCUAAUUAGCAUGUACUCAACAAGAUAAUAGCUAAGAUCUGGGAAUACAGAGGCAUUACUAAACAAGUGCUUUGAGCUAAAUGCUAAGAUAAGCAUGCAACACAAUGGCGAGGUACUGUAUUUUUAUAUAUAUAUAUAUAUAUAUAUAUAUAUAUAUACUUUCCCACAUUCAUCAUAUUAAUUCAACGUGAUAAGCAUUAUAAUAUGUGCUAGUUAGCGCUAAAGACAAAGUACAGCUGAUAAUUUUGCAAGCAUUUAGACUUCAGCAAAGUAUCACUACAGGAAACGUCAGGGAUCUCUAAAAUCAUUACUAUUUAUCCUCUGGGAACCAUGAAUGUCAGGACAACUUUCAUGGCAAUUCAUCUCGUAGAUGUUCAGUUAUUUCAGUCUGGACCAAACUGACAGACCAACACUGACAUACUUAGAGCCAGACUGCAGAUGCCCCAUGUUUGCUAACCACAAAGCCAACAAAAAAUCUAGUCAGCCAAAGUAUUCUGCAAGAGAGAACAAAGGUGAAUAACACAAUUAUCAGCCAAAAGGUCUGCUGCAAACAUCCACCACAGUUUACUAGACUUACUGAACUGUAGUUCGGCACCAUGAAAGAUUAUUACUGACAUGUUUCUUUGAGGUGUGCUCAGUUUUAGCUUGUUUACAGCUUGACCUGAUGGUGACUCCUCAUUGCUUGCCCUGCCAGACCGUGUUGUAGUAAUUUCAUCAUCUUCCCAGAUCUCAGUAAUUUUACUGAGUACAUAUGACAAAUAACCAAAACUAUAAAAAUAAGACUUAAGCCUAAUAUAAACCUUCAAAUAAAUUCUUACAUUAGCUUAUUUAAGCCGUUAGCUAAGUCACAUGACACACAGGUGAGAAUGUGUCAUCACUGCUCAUUUCAUCAAACUCUGUGAGACUUGUCUUCCUGUUGUCACCAUUCCUUUAUAGCUGUCACUCACCAGAGACAAUAACAGAGUCAGCACUAAGCUAUAUUUAUUAUCAUAGCCAUUUUUAUUUUUGCACAGAGUGGCUUUCAUCUUGAAGUCUCACCUACACUAUCUCUCACAGGUAGUGAAUUUUAGGGGAACACUGAGUGGUAAGACAUUGAUCCUUAGGGAUCAGCACCAUUCCAGUGGGCUACAGAUAUUGUACUUACUAUAUACUUUACAUAGUUGUCACAAUAAUGACUGAUAUGCUUGUUAAAUGUGUCUUUGUUCACAGCACACACACUACAAGGGUUUGAGUCUUUUGUAACAUUUUUUUUUCACUCAUUGUCUUAACUAUUGCAUAUUUAUUUUUGUUUUAUAUAUUUAUUAGAGUUUCUAUAUUGUAAGGUCAUCCUUUUGUCAAGAGCACACAGUUCUUUAUAUAGGAAAUGUAGUUUUCAUACCUAAAAAUCCCAUCUCUGCUUUUUGAAGGAUCUUUCUUAGGAACAACUCUUUCAGAUGACAUUUGGAAAUGUACUGUAUUGUGUCUUUGUUUUGUUUUGUUUUUUUUCAAAAUGUAAAAUAGCCAAAGACUAGGCAAUUUCAAAGUGAAAUUGGUCUAGAUUCUUCCACUGCCUUGUUGUGAUAAAAUAGGACCAAUUCACAAUUAAAAGAAGAAAAUAUUUUAUUUGUUCACAUCUUUCUGCACCCAUUAAUGCCUGUCCCCUAUAAAAGGCUGUUUUUUUUUUUUUUUACAUCCCAUUUUUAUAACUGAAUGAUGGAGGAGCGUUUGCAUUGUGAUCAGCCUGACCAAACUGUGUUGUGAUGAGACGUUCCUUCCACAUAAAAUCAUUCUAAAUGUAUUGGGGGGUAUAUGCUGACACAGGUUUAAAUCACUCUCUGUCACAUGGCAGAAAUUAGUGCUGUCGAAUGGUUAAAACUUUUUAGUAUAUUGCAAUUUUGGUGACACGUGGCCAAACGGUUCAGCCUGUAGAGCAGUGGUUCCCAACCUGGAACCCCCCAAAGCGUCCAAAGAUAAAUUUGAUAAAGAUAAAGUUUAUAAAUCUGAGCAGCAACUCAACAAUAAAGUAUUGAGGUUUGAUAGUCAGCCUGCCCACACUCCCUAACCUGUGAUCAAGGACAGUUUUCUUUUCAGGGGUCCCAAAUCAAACAGGUUGGGAACCAAUGCCAUGCAGCUGCAGUUUUCUGUGAGCAAAUUAACCCAACAACCAUGUCAAAAAUGCCUCCAGGAUAAAACGAACCCCAGGUGUUCCAGUGAUUCUGCUCAGUGGUAAGCAGCAAAGGGCUUCUACUGGAUAUAUGCCAGUGGAUAACAGUGUGGGACCACAGUUGUGCAUUACCCACUAAAACCCCAGAUUUCAUCUUCUGCUUUGAAAUAUACAGCCAUGUUUUGUUGUAAUUACCAGUUUUCCUUUAAAACAGGGAUUGAAGGUUUUUGACGAUAAAGAUGUUGGUCAUUUACUCACACUCCCACAUUCAGUUGCCAUUCUUCAGAUCAUUUUAGUCUUAUACAAAACUUCAAUACUCUGCACGCACAACAACAGGUGCCACCUAUGUGCAUUUUAUUAACAGCAACAAACAGGCCAGGCAGCCUGGUCUUAACUAAAGCACUUUUGUAGACGCACAUGCUCAGAAAGCUCAUUUGUAUCUGUGGUUGUUUUGUACUUAGAAUACGUCUCCAGGACUGUAGUACAUGUGCCUGUUGCCUAACCUCUGUGCUUUUUCAAAGAAACAAAAUAUCUAUUAUUUCCUCACUGCUUCAGCCUCUGGGUUGUUUCAGAGAAGUUUCUCUUUGUUUUGUUGCAUGUAUAUGAGAGGGCAUUACACCAGAGAGGAAGGGUUUUUUUUUUUAAAAAAAAGAAGAGGUUUGUGGGUGUUUACUGCAGGUGACAUAAUGUGAUAUGCUGAUAUGGUACUGUUAUGAAGGAGGUGUUCCACAUUUGCAACUGUUGACACCACUGAACACUGUGAGCCAAGUAAAUGGUAUGUCCCAUUAAAGAAUAAUACUUA
This is a messenger RNA of Lates calcarifer (barramundi perch), 3517 nucleotides long. RefSeq names its product cGMP-specific 3',5'-cyclic phosphodiesterase-like. Bases 16 to 300 code for a protein of 94 amino acids. Lineage: Eukaryota; Metazoa; Chordata; Actinopteri; Centropomidae. The transcript has 3 exons. Gene Ontology annotation, molecular function: 3',5'-cyclic-GMP phosphodiesterase activity. The record is from RefSeq and is a predicted model, not a curated record. Gene Ontology annotation, biological process: signal transduction.